CUCUUGAAGAGCAGAUGUGCUAUAGAGAACAGGUGCGCUGCAGAGAUGGAUUCUUGUAAAAUUAUUGUCGUUUUAAUCGCAUCCACCUUGCUACCCACUGUGUACGGUGAUGGCAGCUCUGUCGCUUGGUGUUAUCAUGAUUCAAACUGUAGUUACACCACUUGGCCCACCAUUGCCACUGGUUGCAAUGGAUCCAGUCAGUCCCCAAUUGACAUUGUCUCCGCGUCGGCAAAGGGUGACUUCAAACUGACUUCCUUCACCUUCACCAAAUUUGGAGACAAAUCCUCCAUGACGCUUAUAAAGAACAAGGGCAAAACGGUGCAGGUGGAUCUGGCGAACGGCGUUCAGGUGUCUGGGGGAGGCCUGACCGAAGCCUACGACAGCCUGCAGUUCCACCUGCACUGGGGCAACGGCAGCUCGUCCCCAGGGUCCGAACACACCGUGGAUGGGAAAGCUUUCCCCAUGGAGCUCCAUGUUGUAAACAUCAAGUCUUCUCUGAAUAGAAACACGACCCUGGCAGUCAAAGACCCGUCAGGCCUUGCUGCUCUGGGCUUCUUCAUUGAGGCAGCCUCCGGCAAUGGAACUGGUACACCAGCAAGCUGGAAAACAUUGACCUCCUACCUGACCAUCAUCACCCAAAACGGGACCAAUGCAAGCAUCACCAGUGGCAUUUCUCUGGACGAUCUGCUGACGGGUGUGGACCGUACCAAGUACUACCGCUACAAAGGAUCGCUGACCACCCCCAACUGCAAUGAAGCGGUGGUGUGGACCGUUUUCAAAGACACAAUCAAAAUCAGCCAGGACCUGAUCAACCAAUUCUACUCGACAGUCCACAUCGACACCAACUCCUCCAUCCUGAUGGUCAACACCUACAGGGGCGUCCAGCCGUCCAACGGCAGGGUGGUGACCACGCAAGCUGCCUCAGGCGCCGGCAGCACCUCUGGAAGCAGCUACGCUCUGGGGCUCAUGUCCCUUUUGGCCUUGCUGCUGAGGUGAUAGGGAAGAGUCUGUCUCUCUCUCUUCUCUCUGCCCCGCCUCUCUGUCUCUCAAGGAGCGCUAAAGUGUCGUGCAAUACCACCACCCCCAUCUCACCCCUAGGUGAGGGCUAGCACCUACCUGGUGCUGCAGCUUAGCUGCCCUUCGUCUGAGCGCCAGUUACCUUCACCGUAUUUGCAAUUUGCACUGAAACUGUUUUCUGUUAGCUGUGUUAAGUUGGGUUUUUCAAUGGACUUCCUUCUGGGUGAAUCUACCUCUUCUGUUCUGGCCUAGUGGAGCCACCUCCCUUGGUGGAAAUACAUGAGAAGUGCUGAUGAAGCGCAUGGUGUUAAAGUGACUACAGUGCUAAUGAUGAUGAACCGCAAGGUUAUGUUAAAGUGAUUGCAUGUCUGAUUUACUCCUUGAAAUGAAUGGUGCCACUUUAUCACUUUUGGUCACAAUAUCUGGAGUAUAUGUUUGAGUAUAAAAAUGUCAAUGUUCCAUGACAUAAUGACAAUAAAUAAAUAAAUAAUG
This is a messenger RNA of Osmerus eperlanus (European smelt), 1509 nucleotides long. It is a transcript of the gene ca15b, whose product is annotated as carbonic anhydrase XVb. The transcript is spliced from 9 exons. The record is from RefSeq and is a predicted model, not a curated record. Gene Ontology annotation, biological process: one-carbon metabolic process. NCBI's taxonomy places the organism in Eukaryota, Metazoa, Chordata, Actinopteri, Osmeriformes, Osmeridae. The coding region runs from base 46 to 996 and encodes 316 amino acids. Gene Ontology annotation, cellular component: plasma membrane. Gene Ontology annotation, molecular function: carbonate dehydratase activity; zinc ion binding.